UUAAAAGGAUGAUUGUUUAGACGUUCUUGAGUCUUUCACUCACUUCAAUUCCCAACCACCGGUUGCACUUCCCACAACUAUCAAAUCGCAGACCUUUCAGUGUCAUAGUUGUUCAUAAAUCCAACAAAAAUGACCGAACCGCUCCCCGUCAUCCUCUGCGGCAAAACCGAACAAAUCGGCGCCGUCGUCAUCGAGUCUCUAAAGCCUGAACUCGAAGUCGUCCACUUCAUCCUCACCCCCGAAGCCGGAGUCGAGCAGAUUCCCGCCCUUUUGCGCGGAGAGAAGCAGGUCACGUCCACUAGCUCAUUAGGCUCUCAUAAUUACGAAAGAGGCAUCAAUGCCAUCAUCCUUGGUGCGGGCUAUGAUGAUCAAGCUGCUCAAGUCUUGCGCGAUGCUGCAAGGGGGCUGAAGCCCGUGCCUUGGUUGAGGCCCGAUACGUCCAAGCCGGCGCCGCCGCUGGGCCCGGAGUAUGGAAAGGCGUUGGUGGCGCGGAUUAAGGAGACGUUUGUUCAGUUGCGGAAGAGAGGAGGUUUGGAUGGGGAUGCGGUGGUUUAUUAUUAGGUGUUUGUUUCUAUAUGUGGAAUGUUGGUUUGUUCAUGUGGCUUCACUUUAGGACUUGUCUAAUGUAAAGUAAGCGGCUUUCUUUCCUGAUACCAGUGACCAGAAACUCACUAUCAACAUAGAAGAACCUGGGUGAUGUACAGCAUAGAUUAGAGAGAACUUGGCUAACCCGCAUCAUUCAUUAAUUAGAUUAAU
Messenger RNA from Aspergillus steynii IBT 23096, 756 nucleotides. RefSeq lists its product as uncharacterized. The transcript has 2 exons. The record is from RefSeq and is a predicted model, not a curated record. The coding region runs from base 130 to 561 and encodes 143 amino acids. Lineage: Eukaryota; Fungi; Ascomycota; Eurotiomycetes; Eurotiales; Aspergillaceae.